Xiphophorus hellerii (green swordtail) is the source of this 3281-nucleotide messenger RNA. RefSeq names its product mpv17-like protein. The transcript is spliced from 5 exons. Bases 91 to 723 code for a protein of 210 amino acids. The record is from RefSeq and is a predicted model, not a curated record. Lineage: Eukaryota; Metazoa; Chordata; Actinopteri; Cyprinodontiformes; Poeciliidae. Gene Ontology annotation, cellular component: mitochondrion; membrane; cytoplasm. Gene Ontology annotation, biological process: mitochondrial ribosome assembly.
AAAAAUACGCAGUAGGAAUCGACCGCAGCCGGUGGAGGACUGUCGCUCCCUCUCUCUGUGCUGGAAGGAGUUUGACAAGCAAACUGAAUUAUGCUCCAGGCGUUUCUGAGGCAUGUCCGCCGCUUUCCGUGGGUCACGAAUGUCACACUGUACGGCUGCCUGUUCGCCGGGGGAGACUUGGUCCAUCAGUGGUUCUCCGCCGGGGACCAGAUGGACUGGAGACACACGCGCAACGUCGCUGCGGUGGCGUUCAGUUUUCACGGGAAUUUCAAUUUCUUCUGGAUGCGUUUGCUGGAGCGCAGGUUUCCGGGAAACUCCGCCGGGAUGGUAAUGAAGAAGCUGCUCUUGGACCAGACGACGGCAGCGCCCCUAGCCACCAGCGUCUUCUACACGGGUGUCAGUUUUUUGGAGGGAAAAGAAGACAUCCUGGAAGACUGGAGGGAAAAAUUCCUGAACACUUAUAAGACUGGGUUGAUGUUCUGGCCGUUCAUGCAGUUUCUGAACUUCGCCCUGGUGCCUCUGUACGUGCGGACCACCUUCACCGGCUGCUGCGCCUUCGUCUGGGCCGCCUUCCUCUGCUUCUCGCGUCAGACUGGGGACGGCACAGCCGGAGCUGCUCUGGCAUGGAUGUUCCCCCCGAAAGACGAGGCAGCUGAACCUGCCAAAGACGAAAUAGAGUCGGAGCAAAAGGUGGAGGAAACGGCAGCAUCCAGGCCUGCAUAAUAUGAGUACUGGAAGUUGUUUUGUCAGGAGGAGAUAAUGGAGGAUAAAAACUGGAUUCAUCAGGUCCAAAGGACAGCAUUUCAGUCCUGUUUCUACUUUCUCAUUGUUUUCAAAAACACUGCCAGACCCGUAAACCGAGGUCUCCCUGAUGCUGCAAACCUCCACCAGCUUGUUGAAAGUGUUCAUAAAGCACAGUAAUAGAAAUACAGCAAGUCAAAAAAUAUGAUCUAAUCUUACUGUGCAUUACGCUGACCUGUCAGCAUGUUUUUAGAUUUUAUUUAACCAGGUUAGCACCGGUUAUUGUGUUCCACCCAGUGCUUAGCUUAAGUAAUCUAAAAAUACUGAAAAUACUCAUGAGCAUGUCUUCAGUUUUUAAUGAUAAAACCCGAUGUGCAACAAGACAUCAUUUCCACAUUGCAGAGUGGGAUCUAAUUGAUUUGAUCGAAACUUUCAAUAUCUUAAAACAAAGGAGAUUACAGCCAGUGUUUAUCAGCUUUGCUUCUGUGAUCUGUUGGGGUUUCAGUUCACACUGUGGUACAUCAACCGGGUCAGUUAGGAAAUCUGUUUUUAUGUUUAUAAUUCAAGAAAUGCGGGGAAAUUUCAAAAUGGACAUCAGUCGCAUCAGUUUAAUUUCCCUUCCAGUAAUUUAUAGUUCCUGUAUUCGGAGCAGCAGCAGCAGCACAUUCCAAGAAAAGGUUGGGCUGUGGUGGCUUUUACCACAUUAUGCUAACAUGUCUGGCAUUGAGGCUUGCAGCUGAGGCAGAAUUUCAGAGGGUGCUCAUUAAUGUCUCUGGGAAUCACAGUUUAAUAUGCACAGUGGUAGGGGCUUACUUUUUAUUUCAUAUUUCCCUUGACUUUGAGAUUUGUUGUGGUUUCAUUUCUUCUUUGGUUCAUCUCAGGAUCUUCUGGUCCAAGUAAAGCAGACAGUAAAUCUGAACAAGUUUGACAUGCAGCUGUCAGCAUUUGCUCCUUGUUGGCUUUUCCAUACAAUUUUUAUUUAUUGUGCUGUUUUUCUUGACUAACAUUUUCCGAAGCACCCCCACAGACUUUCAUGGUUUUUAUGCAGUGAAGUCUUCAAGUGGCAGAAUUGUGUAUUUUCCAGGCACAUGCUGCCAUUUUACAGUCAAGUAACUAUGUUACCUUCGAUUUUUAUAAAAAUGCUUUAUAUAUCAAACAUAGCUGAAAAGAAAUUUGACUUCGCAAUGUGAUGCCUUGAAAUUUCAUCUCUGCCUCUUUAAGAAACUCCUACUCUUUCCGACACUCCACUUUCAGCACAUUAUUACAACAACGCUUCUCCAUUAUGCUGUUUACAACCAUUCUCAGCAGCAUUCCACUGAGAAAUCAUUUGCGUGAUGAGCUCAGCAGCCACGCAGUUCCACCAGGUGUUUGCUAAUUGCUGCUGCCGCUAGUCUGAAGGAGCUGAAUGGGCUCUCCUGAGUUGCCCAAUGCAGACGUUGAGUUAAUUUGCUCCUGUUCUGUUGAUUCAUGUGAAGACUAUACUGGAACCUUCUACACUCACAAGGUUUAAAUUCUGUAUUUUAAAAAGGGAUGAUUGUUGAGAUUAACCAGUAAAUCACAUUUAUUAUGUCAAUGCUUGCCAUGGCUUGAAUUGUGCCAAGAGAGUGAAUGUCAAAGACGAGCAGAGAAAGGCUGCCUACUUUGUUUUUAUUUGUCAUGCUUUAUGAUUGGUUGUAUCAGCAGGUGCUUUUUAAACAAGUUUUUAUUGCUUUCUACUCUUACCAGCUCAAGAAAAGAUUGUAACACUACAGCUACUAACUUUCUACUGAGGCAAUCGGAGAUUCUUUUUCAUCUGAUUUAAGACAUUUACUUGAAUAUCUAUAUACUGACCACCUCUUCUUCUUCCUCCUCUUCGCAAUACUGUUUUCUUCUGUUUUAUUUGCAUUCUUCCAUAUUCUUCAAUGCAGUCGUCAACCAUCAAAUGUUAACAUGUGUUAGGCGUUCCUACCUUUGUUUUAAAGAGACAGUACUUUAGAUCCUAAUCUUAUUUUCUGUUGUGACAGACUUGAUUUCAGUUCCUAUUUCUAUGUGGAUGACAGAAAAAUAUUCACUUCUGUUUUUUACAGUGCAGAGAAGAUAUGAGUGUGCAGUUCUAUCUGCUUGUAACAUUUCAUGUAUUUCACACAACUGAGUUAAAUUAAUUUUACAUCAAUAUAAGAGCAUAACUCGGAGAUUGUUGGAAAAUAAAUUCAACACUACCGCAGUUUUUUCCUAUUUAUGUUUAAACUGCAUCCUUGGAAUUAUGGAUUUAUUAUUUGUGUAAUAUGAUGUGAUUCCCUCUCUACCCCCAAUAUUUUCUUAAGUAAAUAUUUGUAUGGAGAUUUUCUACACUGGAUAUGAAAUGUAAUUGAAUAUUCCCUUUGUUUCUGCUGGGUCAUUUUAUAAUAUUUGGUUUGCACAGUCAGAGAUUUCUGACUGUUUGGGUGUGAGAACAGAUUGGUGCUUUUGAAUAUUUAAAAUUAAUUGAUAUUGUCUUGCAUUUGUUGCACUAAUUAUAAAAAAUAAUACUGUGAAGUUAAUAAAAAUAAACUUUAUUUUGA